Messenger RNA from Danaus chrysippus (African queen), 690 nucleotides. Lineage: Eukaryota; Metazoa; Arthropoda; Insecta; Lepidoptera; Nymphalidae. The record is from the annotation of a GenBank genome assembly.
AUGACACUUUAUCAUUUUGGUAAUUGUUUGGCUUUGGUCUAUGUACCAUAUCACAUGGCAUAUAAGUUUUCUGGGAUAUCAGAGUAUGCUUCGUUUUCAAAAUGCGUUUAUGCAGGAGGAUUAUAUAUUUUUACACAACUAUGCAAAAUGCUAUUACUAGCAACUUUCUUCCCUGAUUCUGAUAACAGUCACGAAAGUGGUGAAUAUGAUGUGUUACUAGAGAUACUAAAAGCAACAGUAGACUUUGCUGACCUCUUUGGUCUUUACUUUGCUUUAAACUCCAUCCCUGGUAAAGGACAUGCAAAGAUCUUAACUGCAGCUGUCGGAUGGGCCAGCGCUGAGGUGCUGGUGACCCGCAGCGUGUUCCUGUGGGUGGGUGCUCGCGGCUCGGAGUUCUCGUGGCGCUACGUGCGGGCGUGCGCGGAGGCCAACGUGUCGCUGCUGCAGACGGCGGGCUGCGCGACCCUGGUGUGGCUCCGCGCCCGCAGCGAUCUCCCGCCGCGCCUGGCGCCGCUGGUGUUGUCCCUGCUGCUGCUGGCGCCCUACCGCUCGCUGCUGGAGGACGCGCUGGCCGCCGCGCUGUCCCUCUCCCCCUGGCCGCUGCUCGCGCUACGAGCGGUUCACGCAGCGGUGGUGGCGCUCGCCGCACUAGCAGCAUACGCAGUACUAGCGCAGCAGAUAGCGGUCUAG